Messenger RNA from Aspergillus japonicus CBS 114.51, 1938 nucleotides. RefSeq names its product peroxisomal biogenesis factor 3. Bases 65 to 1672 code for a protein of 535 amino acids. Gene Ontology annotation, biological process: protein import into peroxisome membrane. Gene Ontology annotation, cellular component: peroxisomal membrane. Gene Ontology annotation, molecular function: protein-macromolecule adaptor activity. The record is from RefSeq and is a predicted model, not a curated record. The transcript has 4 exons. NCBI's taxonomy places the organism in Eukaryota, Fungi, Ascomycota, Eurotiomycetes, Eurotiales, Aspergillaceae.
CCCCACCCCCCCCCCCCACCUCCCUCAACCAUCUCCUGCUGGCGACCCCGAUCAUCGCUCUACCAUGAUCAGUGCCACUAAGCGCUGGUUCCGGCGCAAUCGCAAGGGCCUUGCAAUCGGAGCGGGCGUUAUCGGAGCGGGCUAUCUCGCCGGCCAAUAUGUACUGGGCAAGAUCUCGGAGGCAACCGAGCGUAUGGGGAGUGAUCGUAUUGCUCGAGAGAACCUACGGAGACGCUUCGAACAGAACCAAACCGACUGUACCUACACCGUCCUAGCACUCUUACCCACUGCCGCGGAGGAUAUAUUGGAGGCAUUGCCGGUCGAGGAGUUGACGAAAGAGCUACAAAAGAAACGCGCCGAGCGGUUAGCUCGCCUCGGCACUGCUGAGGGAACAAGCUCUGAUCUGAGCUCAAUCUCGCCGAGUAUCACAGAUGAUGAUCGCCGAAGCCUCUCCAGCUUCCAGAGCGAUGGUUUUGUCCGCGCAAGUCAGCUAGGAGAAUCCACACUUGAGGGUGCCGCACCGUCGCCGUCGCCAAAGCGGAACAAGACUCAGUUGUGGAAUGAGGUUAAGAUCACCUCUAUCACUAGGUCUUUUACGCUGAUCUACACCCUAUCCCUACUGACUAUUUUCACUCGUAUCCAACUCAACCUUCUUGGUCGUCGAAAUUAUCUGUCUAGCGUGAUCUCUAUGGCCACACCCCCCGCGGAUGCAUCGACGAUCAGACUUGAAGACCAUGAUGAUGAUGACCUUACACAGACUCUGGGUAAUGACUUCGAAACCAACCGGCGGUAUCUGGCCUUUAGUUGGUGGCUUCUUCACCGUGGCUGGAAGCAAUUGAUGGAGGAAGUGCAAUCCGCUGUGACGGAAGUUUUCGGGUCAUGCAACCCCAGAGAGGAUAUUUCGCGAGGCAAGUUGGCAGAAUUGACCCUGCAAGUCCGAAGGAAAGUGGAGGGGGAUACCGAGGAGGACCGAAAAUGCCGGAAGUGGCUAUCCUAUCUGCUUCCCCCGAGAGAGGAAGAGGAUCAUCUGCUGGAAGAGUCCGGUGUUCUAGGAGUGACAGAACCCUACUCUCCUCAAACCACUGCGACACUGCGGCACCUGUUGGACGAGACAGCUGACCUCAUUGACUCUCCGACAUUCACCCGCGUUGUCUUGCUUCUCAACAACGAGUGCUUCGAAACCCUGAUCCAACAAUGCGCAACGGAGGCUUUUAAGUCAUCGCACAUGCCUGCCCCACAGUCGUUCACCUCCGUUGCGACGGUCAUCCCUGCGGCAGUCAGCUCGGAACCGAAGACUAAGCUUGCAAAUGUGCUGGCUGUAUUGGCUCGACAAGCCCAUGUGAUCGGCAACGGCACUGCUCCUCCCAACUUGUACCUCAACGCCAUGGAACAAGGAGUUCGGGAGCUGGAAGCUUUUGCGGCCGUCGUGUACAGCUCCAACUUCGAUGCUGAACUGCUCGAGUCUGAUGCAAAAACGCGAUCGAUGAGCGUGCCGGCAGAAACAAGCUCCGACACACCCUCUUCCCCGGGCCCCGUCAUGGUUGACACGGAGGAUAUUGAGGACCAGGCUGUCCAAUCGAUGUCGAGUCUGACAGUUGCGGAUGACUCAACCUUUGAGACGGCGUGGGGCAAGGCUGUAGACGAUCAGCCCUCAGCGGGACCAACUGCAUGAAUUGGAGUGAUUCCCGCUUUCUACGAAGAUGUUGCUCCCUGAAUGAACACUUAACGACCUUCCUCUACUAUAUAUAUCCGCACGACCGGCGAUCAAGCAAAUACCACGAUUGUAUCUAUUCUCCUUGGUAUGUCACUAGAACCGGAGAUGGCCAGCGGAUAAAGGGCGGAAUAAUCUGGCGCUGAAAUUGGGCGAAUGUACGAUAUCGGGAAAUCAAUAGCCUGAUCACUCUCCUAAACUGGAAAAAUCUAGAGCGUCGUAACCUG